CUGCCUGCUGACAUCCCCAAGCCCUGCACUUUUUAAUAGACGCUUUUGGAUGAUCUACAGGGAAAAGGCUUGGAGAGGUGUGUUUCUGACAAGGCAGAAAGUCACCCGCACUACCAGGGACUUGCUUUAACUCUUGUGUUUUGAAUUGAUUUCUAUUGGGUUUGUUUUUUUUUCCUGGGAGGAGGGGGAUUCUUCAUUUUCACACUUCAUGUUUUUCUGAAAACUUCGCUGAGAUUCACCCCUUGCACCAGCCUGGACUAAUGGAUUACCACCUGCUUGGACUAAUUUUGUCUUUUCUCUUCAAUGGCACAAAGGUCUUAGCCGGUUACCCAAUUUGGUGGUCCCUUGCACUAGGUCAGCAGUACAGCUCGCUGGGGUCCCAGCCCAUCCUCUGCGGCUCCAUCCCCGGCCUCGUCCCCAAGCAGCUCCGCUUCUGCCGCAACUACAUUGAGAUCAUGCCCAGUGUGGCCGAGGGGGUGAAGUUGGGCAUCCAGGAAUGCCAGCACCAGUUCCGGGGCCGGCGCUGGAACUGCACCACCAUCGAUGACAGCCUGGCCAUCUUCGGGCCAGUCCUGGACAAAGCUACACGCGAGUCUGCCUUUGUCCACGCCAUCGCAUCGGCAGGGGUGGCCUUCGCCGUGACCCGCUCCUGCGCUGAGGGCACGUCCACCAUCUGCGGCUGUGACUCCCAUCACAAAGGACCUCCAGGAGACGGCUGGAAAUGGGGGGGAUGCAGCGAGGAUGCCGACUUCGGUGUGCUGGUGUCCCGGGAAUUCGCUGACGCCAGAGAGAACCGGCCGGACGCACGCUCGGCCAUGAACAGGCACAACAACGAGGCCGGCAGGACGACCAUCCUGGACCACAUGCACCUCAAGUGCAAGUGCCACGGUCUCUCGGGAAGCUGCGAGGUGAAGACGUGCUGGUGGGCCCAGCCUGAUUUCCGGGCUAUCGGGGACUACCUGAAGGACAAAUACGACAGCGCCUCCGAGAUGGUGGUGGAAAAGCACCGCGAGUCUCGGGGCUGGGUCGAAACUCUGAGGGCCAAGUACGCUCUUUUCAAGCCACCGACAGAGCGGGAUCUGGUCUACUAUGAGAACUCCCCCAAUUUCUGUGAGCCCAACCCCGAGACGGGCUCCUUUGGGACAAGGGACAGAACAUGCAACGUCACCUCCCACGGCAUCGACGGCUGCGACCUGCUGUGCUGCGGUCGCGGCCACAACACCAGGACUGAGAAACGGAAGGAGAAGUGUCACUGCAUCUUCCACUGGUGCUGCUACGUGAGCUGCCAGGAGUGCAUACGUGUCUAUGAUGUCCACACCUGCAAGUAAACAUAGGUAGGUCUCCAGCUGAUGGGAGGUUGCUCCAGAGCAGGGCCAUGGGGUCCGUCAACCCUGUGAGCAGCCCCCAUGUGCUGGCCUCAUGCUUCAGAGGAUGGCAUUAACAAACCCUAAUGCCCUGGGCCGGGGCAGGCACCCUCACACAGCCAGCACCAGCGCUGCAGAGGGGGCUCUCAGCAUCUCACCCACACAAGGCAGCCCAAAGUAAGACCUGGUGCUGCAGAUGAGCUCCGUCACUGAUCCGCUGCCUUCUCGUGUGCUGUUUGGCAUGACGGACUAACCGGGGAGAAGCAGGGACAGCGAAAGCUGAAGUGAGGCACAGCCACACUAGCCAGCGUGCUGCUGACACAGCAUGCAAAUCUUCCAGCUCUGUCCUCCUCCGGAGGUCAGGCCCACAUAGA
Molecule: messenger RNA, 1738 nt
Organism: Pezoporus flaviventris
Lineage: Eukaryota; Metazoa; Chordata; Aves; Psittaciformes; Psittacidae
Gene: WNT3
Product: Wnt family member 3
Exons: 4
Coding region: 261-1328 (355 amino acids)
Biological process (GO): neuron differentiation; multicellular organism development; cell fate commitment
Cellular component (GO): extracellular region
Molecular function (GO): frizzled binding; cytokine activity
Source: RefSeq, a predicted model, not a curated record